Messenger RNA from Westerdykella ornata, 1437 nucleotides. RefSeq names its product cysteine proteinase. Lineage: Eukaryota; Fungi; Ascomycota; Dothideomycetes; Pleosporales; Sporormiaceae. Gene Ontology annotation, biological process: protein K48-linked deubiquitination. The coding region runs from base 1 to 1437 and encodes 478 amino acids. The record is from RefSeq and is a predicted model, not a curated record. Gene Ontology annotation, cellular component: nucleus. Gene Ontology annotation, molecular function: ubiquitin binding; cysteine-type deubiquitinase activity. The transcript is spliced from 6 exons.
AUGGCUCACGACGACGAGCUUGCCCAGAUGCAGCGUCUAUCCAACGACUAUGUGCCCGAAGACACUGGCCCGCUUGUCGGAGAGCGUCAGAGCACCACCGAGCUUACUGCCGAGUAUGCAAAUGGAGACCCCAUCUACAGGACCAAGACUGCUGCUCUCCCUCGCAAGUAUGCCUUCUAUCGCAGGUGUCGCGGUGACGGCCACUGCGGUUGGCGAGCCAUUGCCUUCUCCUACUUCGAGACGCUCAUCCGUGUCGCCGAUGUGGGCAAGUUGGACGUCGAGCAGGUGCGCCUCAAGUCGAUGCAGAACCUGCUCAAUGCUGCUGGUCACUCGGACGACAUCGUCGGCGACUUUGCCGAAGAGACGUUUGGUUUGAUGCAGGAGCUCGCCAUACUCAUGACGACUCCGAAUAGCGAUCCGUGCGAGCACCUUCUGCGCAAUUUCAACGACUACAGCCGAAGCAUGGCCAUCGUCACCCAUUUCAAGCUCCUAGCAAGCGCCUGGAUCCAGGCACAUCCCGACGACUACCUGCCCUUCGUGCUCGACUAUCCCGAUCUCAAGUCGUAUUGCGAGGAGAAUUUUGAACGUGCAGUCUGCGAGAUCGACCAUGUGGGUGUGGCGGCUCUAAGUGAAGCCGUCGUCAAGCCUGCGGGCUUCGCCCUGGAGGUCUUGUAUUUGGAUCGUUCGCCUGGCGAUGAAAUCAACCACACCUACCGAGCAGAACCCCUCGCCCAGGAGGGUUUCCCCAUUACAAACCCUCCUACCUUGAGGCUCCUCUAUCGACCUGGCCAUUAUGAUGUUCUGUACCGAGCUGAAGACUUCCCGGUAGUCAUUCCCCCUCAGGCCCCAAUACAGGUGGCGCUCGUGGGACAGACUGGCCGUUAUGAUCCUGGGGCAAUAGCCGCACCAAUCCACGACUACAGUGAUCUGCUGUUGUCCAUACCCGGAGCGAAGAUGUGGGAAGCACAGCCGACAUACGACUUCAAUCUGAAUCCCUCUCCGCCGCCGCAGGUUGUCCCCGUUUCUUCCUAUGCACCUGUCCCGACACCCGCACCACCACCAGCCGAACCAAUUCAUGACUUCGUCCCCCCUCCUCAUGCCCCCCAGGUGAACAGUCAUCCCGCUCCCCGCCAUCAUAGCAUCCAGCUCGAGCAGCCCGUUGCUCUUCCCGUCCACCCACCACCGCCGAUGAGCCUGGAAAGGGGUUUGCCUAUGACGAUUGAGAGAACCGAACCGUUUCGUCCCUCGGCGUAUACGCUCGAGCCAGGUUUCGGCGCAAAUCAGAUGCAUGCCUUGCCCUUCCAGACUUCGAUUUUCCGCAACUCGCAUUACAACACCGCCCAUUUCCUGAAUCCGGAUUUCCAGCCGGAGGAGUGGUCACCCGGUGCAGAGUAUGCGACAAGCAAUCGCGGUAGACACAAGUCCGCCUCUCAGUGA